Botrytis sinoallii is the source of this 1881-nucleotide messenger RNA. RefSeq lists its product as uncharacterized. The record is from RefSeq and is a predicted model, not a curated record. The transcript has 2 exons. Lineage: Eukaryota; Fungi; Ascomycota; Leotiomycetes; Helotiales; Sclerotiniaceae. The coding region runs from base 1 to 1881 and encodes 626 amino acids. Gene Ontology annotation, cellular component: nucleolus. Gene Ontology annotation, molecular function: nucleic acid binding; RNA helicase activity; ATP binding.
AUGGCAAUUGAGAGCGAGAGAAAGAGAGAUCCAAGAGCUUGGGAUGCACUCACGCCUUCAUUGGCGGAAUGGGUAUUGGAUGCCAUCUCGUCAAUGGGGUUUGAAAAAAUGACACCAGUACAGGCAUCCACCAUUCCCUUGUUUAUGGGGAACAAAGAUGUCGUUGUUGAGGCUGUCACAGGUAGUGGAAAAACUUUGUCCUUUUUGAUACCCGUUGUGGAAAAGUUAUUGCGAUUGGAGGAACCUCUCAAGAAACACCAUGUGGGAGCUAUAAUUGUCUCCCCAACUCGAGAGCUCGCGACCCAAAUUCACUCGGUCCUCACAUCUCUACUCAAAUUUCACGAGCCAUCUGCGGAAGCACUGCAGCCAUUGGAGGAAGGCGAGAAACGAAAGCCUUCGUCCACCUUAAGAGUAAUCCCACAACUAUUGCUUGGGGGUACGACUACUCCGGCGCAAGACCUAAGCAGAUUUCUUAAGAAUAGCCCCAAUCUCCUCAUCUCCACACCUGGUAGAUUACUAGAACUACUUUCAUCUCCGCAUGUUCAUUGCCCACAAUCUUCCUUCGAGGUUUUAGUGUUGGACGAGGCAGAUAGGUUAUUGGAUCUGGGUUUCAAGGAUGAUUUACAGAAGAUUCUCGGCCGUCUGCCGAAGCAGAGGAGGACAGGUCUUUUCAGUGCCAGUGUCAGUGAAGCAGUAGGGGAAAUAGUCAGGGUCGGUCUGAGGAAUCCAGUGAAAAUCGCUGUGAAGGUUAAGGGGGCUGGAGGGGGUGAUAAAAUGACCCCUGCGAGUCUUCAAAUGUCUUACCUGCUGACUCCACCAACCCACAAGUUUCCCGCGUUGCUAUCUUUACUAUCACAGCUUGAACCAACUCCUCAGAAAUCUAUCAUCUAUCUUUCGACUUGCGCUGCCGUCGAUUACUUUCAACCUUUACUUGAGGCAGUAUUGCCCAAACAAUUUGGUUUAGUUUCCUUACAUGGCAAGCACCCACCUAACGUAAGGCAAAGAAAUUUCUCCAAAUAUGUUACAGCAGUCACCCCGACGAUACUUCUUACCACAGAUGUUGCCGCAAGAGGUCUCGACAUACCUCAGGUCGACUUGGUAGUACAAAUCGAUCCACCGUCAGACCCAAAAGUGUUUCUUCACAGAUGCGGAAGAGCGGGUCGAGCUGGGCGAAAAGGAUUGAGUGUCAUUUUCCUACAACCAGGACGUGAGGAAGAUUAUAUCCCAUUUCUUGAAAUCCGUAAAACCCCAAUUACACCCCUCAAACGGCCUGAAAUCAGCAUGACUGAUGAGGCUGCUAAAAUUCUAAUUUCAAAGAUGCGCAAAGAAGUUCUCGCAGACCGUGCUCUUUAUGAUAAAGGACAACGCGCGUUUGUCAGUUGGGUUCAAGCCUAUUCGAAACAUCAAGCAAGCAGUAUAUUCAGAGUUGCAGAUCUUGACUGGACUGACCUGGGUAAUGCUUGGGCACUUGUAAGGUUACCAAAAAUGCCUGAACUAAAGAAGUGGGAAGGUGACAAAACCUUGGGCAUAAAAUUAGAUAUGUCUGAGUAUGCAUAUAAAGAUAAGAUCAGAGAGAAAGCAAGAAGAGUGGCUAUGGAGGAAGCAAAGAAUGCCGGGCCAUAUGUACCAACUGAAGAGCAAAUGGCAAAGAAAAAGCAAAGGGAAGCUUGGAGUCAGAAACACGAGAAACAAGAUCUCAAAGAGUUGAAGCGAGAAAAGAAGAAGAGAAAGAGAGAGAUUGAAAGACUGGAAAAGAUGACGGACGAAGAAAAGAAAGAAGAGCAAGCAAAGGAGAAAGAGUUGCAGGAUUUGAUAGAGCAGGUGAAAAAGAGAAAGAUUGAGGAUGAUGCUGAUGUUGAGUUUGAGGGUUUUGCUGAUUAG